UUUCCCUUCACAAAGUUAAGCUUAAAACCCUUUCUUAAGCUUCUGUGCUUCUUUGGAGCUGCCAUGAUCACUCACGCUUACGCUAUGGACUCUCAGAACAAAGCUGAAGAGCUUGCGUCCACUAUCCUCGCCUCUUCAUCUCCACCUAUGAUAUCUGCUGCUUGCACAGCAGUCGAAGCUUACCUUCAGAAACAUACCGCAGACCAGAGCCGAUCUUUCUUCUCGAUUGUGUUCCCUGUCCUAAUUUGUAAGAUUUUCGGAUUCGAUGAAUGCUUGUCGCAGAAAUCGCCUUCGUCUGGUGGAUGGAUUGAACAGAUUCAGGCUUCUAGUGAUUCUGAGCUUGCAGGUAGGGUUUUCGAUCUGCUUUCCCCUUCUGGUGUUUUGGUUUCUUCGCUUACUGCUGUAGAUCGGCAUUCUCUGGUGAAAUACGUGUUUCCGGUCGAGAGAUUGCCUGAAUGGGCCAGGUGUAUGCUCCAGAAUGAGAGAGAUUCUCGUGUCUUGUCGGAUUUAUUUCCGUUGUUCAGAGGGAGGAUUAAGGAUGAUCAAGUUAAGGGUUCUUACCAUGUUCAGUUGAAUGUGUUUGAAUACUAUAUGUUCUGGUUUGCUUAUUAUCCUGUGUGCAGGGGCAACAGCGAAAGUUCUGACGCUGCAAUAGUUAAGAAAAGCCGGAGGUUUAGGUUAGAGAAUUGGACCUCAUCUCUCCCAGUUGUAGGGGGUGCUACGCGUGGGUUAGGGCAGAAGAAUGAAUGUAGCUUGUAUGUUCGACUUCUCUAUGCUUACCUACGGGCGUUUGUCCCGGAUCAGAGCUCAAACGCUCAUCAGCCUUACCGUAGUUCUCUUCUUCAUUAUUCUUCCGGCUACGAUGGCUCAGUUCUCAUGCAAGCGGAAUUCUUGGUUAAUACGUUGAUACACUUUUGGUUGGUUGAUAAUGAUUUCUCACCGUUACCUGUGAACGUAUUCCGAUCAGUCGGUGUCUCUUUUCCUUUCCGAGCAGUUUUGGGUGAGACUCCGCCAACUUCUGGGCUGGGAGAAGUUUUGAAAUUGUUUGUGAAAUAUCUGAUGAGAAGCUUGUUUGCUCCUACGGACGGUUUUGAUCCGGUUGAAUCUACUGGAAGCCCUCUUUGGAGGGUUUCAGGUUCUGUUGAUGUUUUAAAAUCUAGGGCCGCGUUGUCACUAUUUUCUUAUGGGAGUUCUGUUGGUUCUUGGACCUCUUUGGUUCAAAGGCCUUUGUACAGGUUCAUAUUAAGAACAUUUUUGUUUUGCCCAAUGGAGACCUCCAUCAAGAAUGCAUCUCAGGUCUUCUCACUCUGGCUCACUUACAUAGAACCAUGGAAAAUUACAUUGGAAGAUUUUUCGAAGCUUGAUGCACUUGUAGACCAAUCUACUGGAAACUCGAGAAAUGAGAAUUUCCAGUCCCCGGAUAAAAAGGAUGCCCUCAAGGAUGAGUGUCAAUCUGCAAGUGGCUAUGCAUCUCCCUGGCAAGGAUUUGUGCUGUCCAAUUAUCUAUUCUAUAGCUCUUUGGUUAUGCAUUUUUUUGGAUUUGCCCACAAGUUUCUUCACACAGAUACAGAGACAAUUAUUCAGAUGCUGUCAAAGGUACUAAACGUUUUAACAUCGUCAAGAGAGCUGAUGGACCUAGUAAAGAGAGUUGAUGCUGCAUUUCAUUCAAAACCAAAUGUAUCUUCCUCACCAAUGAUCAACAGUUUACAAAAAUAUGUUCCUUCCAUUCGGGAGCAGUUGCAGGACUGGGAGGAUGGCUUAUCUGAGGGUGAUGCUGAUGGAUCCUUCUUACAUGAAAACUGGAACCAAAAUUUGUCUCUUUUCAGCGAGAGUGAAGAUGGUGGACGUCAUUUGCUUCAGUUGCUGAUAUUGCGUGCUGAAUCUGAAAUCCAAGAAAUUUCUGGUGACAAUUUGCAACGUAACCUUCAGACCCUGGAUUCUUUGAAAGCUCAGAUGUGUUGUUUAUUUGGUUGCACUGCCGGGAGUACCUCACCAGUCACGUCAGAAGUGAAGCAGGUUCAGCACACCAGGGAUGAGAUAUUCAAGCCCAGGAGGGUUGGCAAUCAAACAUUAACUGAUGUCAAGUACAAGGGUGACUGGAUGAAGCGGCCUGUCUCUGAUGGUGAGAUUGCAUGGCUUGCAAGGUUGCUUGUCAGCUUGUCAGUCUGGCUGAAUGAGGUUCUUGGGUUAACCCAGGGAGAGAGCAGUGAUGUAUGGCCAUCUUGGUCUAAUGUGGACUUAUCUGGUGAUGGAUUAGGGAAGGAAGGUGGGCUCAAGGAGGCUCUUAGGAUGGUCCUGUGCUCUGUUGGUUCUUAUCUUCUCGUGUUUGCAUUAGGGAUAUUUAAGUUUAUGAGAUUGCAUGGGCUGCGAGUGAACCUGAGGGUGUUGGCAUCGAAGAAGAUUGUUGUGGUUAUGCUUUUAUCUGCUGUGUUUGGUGCAUUGAAGAAGGCAUGUGGGCAGUAUCCAUCCUCCCCAUCCUGUAAUUUGGUUUAGUUGACCUGACAGAAAGAUGCAGCAUAUAGAGCCCUUUACUACUGAAAAAAUCAGUAACAGUUAAGUAGAUCCGGUUGAGUCUUUCCCGUAUGUAGAUAGCUGUGUAUAUGCAGAAGAAAGGAAAAAGUUGUGUUAUCCUACCAAGCUUUUCGCACCACUUGACUGUAUAGUUAACUCCAAUUUGGUGUCCUCGGUUAAGCUCCAAUGUUAUCAGUUUUGUCCAUUUUAU
Telopea speciosissima is the source of this 2722-nucleotide messenger RNA. RefSeq lists its product as uncharacterized. The coding region runs from base 64 to 2493 and encodes 809 amino acids. The transcript has 4 exons. Gene Ontology annotation, molecular function: sphingomyelin phosphodiesterase D activity. The record is from RefSeq and is a predicted model, not a curated record. NCBI's taxonomy places the organism in Eukaryota, Viridiplantae, Streptophyta, Magnoliopsida, Proteales, Proteaceae.